Thlaspi arvense is the source of this 3038-nucleotide messenger RNA. The record is from the annotation of a GenBank genome assembly. NCBI's taxonomy places the organism in Eukaryota, Viridiplantae, Streptophyta, Magnoliopsida, Brassicales, Brassicaceae.
AAAUAACAAGCGUGAUCCUUCAUGACUUAGUUAUCUUAAUUUUAUAGUACUAGUAAUCAUAAUUUAAAAAACUUUAUAAGAUUCUGUGGUUAUUCAAAGGACUUGAUUGUCUCAGAAAUUAGGAGCACGAACGUGGCUGCUCUUUGUGAGAAUAGAAGAUUCCAUUCUCUUAUUCUUCUUCUUCAAGAUGUCAAACCGAGAGAGAAACAAAGCUUUCUUCUUCUGCCACAACAACUUCUCUCUUUCGGCUUGAGUUUGAGUUUCAGAUUGCUAGCAUCUCAUUUUGGUUGGAGUAAAGAUAUACCAAGCGAUGAGUAGUAGAACCGCUGCCGACCAUCUUGCGCAAAGCUGGUCCUGACAUUUCCAAAAUUAGCAACUUUAUUUUUCAUAGAUAAAAGAAUAAAAUGGACGCUUUUUUCAAGAAAUCAAUUAUGCCCCAGAAGCCAGUGCUUAGCAAACUUCCUACGAAGGCCGGCUCUGAUCUUGCUUCUCCUUCGCAACCACAGUCCAUUAUUGCGAUAGCUAUUAGUGGGAGCACCAAAAGCAAUAAUGUAGUUAAGUGGGCGCUCAAAAAAUUUGCUUCUGAGAAAAAUGUCAUUUUCAAGUUGAUUCACAUCCAUCCAAAGAUUACUUCACUACCCACACCUUCGGGGAACGUAGUCUCUAUCGCCGAGGCACCAGAGGAUGUGGCGGCUACUUAUAGACGAAAAGUUAUGGAGGAAACUAAAGAAACUCUUCUAAAACCUUUCAAGAAGAUGUGCGAGAAGAAAAAGGUUGCAGUGGAACUUCAAGUGCUGGAAUCAAAUAGUGUUGCAAUGGCGAUAACCAAAGAAAUUAAUCAGCAUUUGAUCAGUAGGCUUUUCAUUGGACGCUCAUCUGAUAGUGCAUCGUCAAUGAAAUGUGAUAUUACCACGAUGAUAUCAGCAUAUGUGCAAAACUUUUGCACAGUAUAUGUUGUCUCAAAAGGAGUCUAUAUUCUUUCAAAAGAAAAAGUAUCUUCAGACUCUGAGAGGAAUGAAACUUCAAGAGAUUAUGGUAGCGAGAGAACAGAUUCCUCUAGCUGUUCUUCUGGUUCAGGACCUAUCUCAGAUUCAUUAUCAAAUGCACUUAAAUCCAAAUCUCUUACACUGUCCAAUAAGAGAUUGCAACAUCUUCCGACGGUAGUAAGAGGUGUUUCUGGUCGUAUGGAAUCUAGUUCUGCUGAGUCAGAAAAAACUAGAAGUAUGUCUUCGGAUGCUUUAGAGGAAGCAAGCAAGAGAAGUAGCCCUGACACAUCGCAUAAUGUUUCUUGGAACGAACGGUUUAGAGAUUUUGAUGAGAGGAAAUACGAUACGAGUUCUGUUUCUAGCAACCGUGAAUACGGAAAUGUUACUCAAGUUGAAGAUUAUUUCACAAAUCACACGCUCGAAGAGAUUGCAAAGCUGAGAGCUGAACUUAGACAUGCUCAAGACAUGUAUGCAAUGGCUCAAGUAGAGACCUUUGACGCUUCUCGCAAGCUAAAUGAGCUUCAGCUUGAAGAGCUAACGCUGAAGGAGCAUAUUGAAGCAGAAAAGGAUACACAGAAGUUUGAGGAGAAGAGAAGGGAAGAAGAGACAGAAGCUUCACAAAGAAGAGAAUCCAAAGAGAAGGAGAAGAAACUUGAAGAAUGUUCCAUUGUAGCUCCUAAGCUACAAUACCAAGAGUUCACUUGGGAAGAAAUCAUCACGGCAACUUCAUCAUUCUCUGAAGAUCUAAAGAUUGGAAUGGGAGCUUACGGGGAUGUUUACAAAUGCAAUCUUCAUCAUACAAUCGCUGCUGUCAAAGUGUUGCAUUCCGCUGAAAGUAACCUAUCCAAGCAAUUCGAUCAAGAGCUCGAAAUCUUGAGCAAGAUCAGGCAUCCACACUUGGUUCUCCUUCUAGGAGCAUGCCCUGAGCGUGGAGCUUUAGUUUAUGAGUACAUGGAAAACGGUAGCUUGGAUGAUAGACUGUUCCAAGUCAACAAUAGUCAACCAAUCCCAUGGUUUGUCCGGUUUAGAAUCGCUUGGGAAGUAGCAUCAGCGCUCGUCUUCCUCCACAAAUCAAAACCGACACCGAUCAUCCACCGUGAUCUUAAACCGGCCAACAUUUUGCUUGACCACAACUUUGUCAGCAAAGUAGGAGACGUAGGUCUCUCCACAAUGAUCCAAGUCGAUCCUUUAUCAACCAAAUUCACAAUGUACAAACAAACAAGCCCCGUGGGAACAUUAUGCUACAUCGAUCCUGAAUAUCAACGAACCGGGAUGUUAUCUCCGAAAUCAGACGUUUAUGCUUUUGGAAUGAUCAUUUUGCAGCUUCUGACAGCUCAACCGGCUAUAGCACUAACUUAUACGGUAGAAAUAGCCAUGGAGAACAACGACGACGAGGAGUUAAUACAGAUUCUUGAUAAGAAAGCGGGCGAUUGGCCAAUCGAAGAAACUCGACAAUUAGCAGCUUUAGCCCUCUAUUGUACUGAGAUCCGUGCUAAAGACAGGCCUGAUCUUGAGAAUCAGAUUCUUCCAACGUUGGAGACCUUGAAGAAGGUAGCUUAUAAAGCAAGAAAAACGAUUUCCGAUGCGCCGAGCCAACCUCCAAGCCAUUUCAUCUGCCCAUUACUUCAGGAUGUGAUGAAUGAGCCAUGUGUUGCGGCUGAUGGGUAUACUUAUGACCGGAGAGCCAUAGAGAAGUGGAUGGAGGAACAUCGUACUUCUCCGGUGACUAAUUCUCCGUUACAGAACGUGAACCUUUUGCCCAACCACACUCUUUAUGCAGCCAUUGUCGAAUGGAGACGUAGAAGUAAGUAAGGCAAACAAAAAAAUCGUGCUUCGUUUUUGGUGCCUAAUUCAGAGCAUUUUCUUGCUUUCUUUGUAUUUUCCUAAUUUCCUUGCAUGGUAACUUGAUUAUCUUUCAUUUUGCGCUGUCUUGGCUCAACAAUAUAUAAUUCAUUUCUCCAGCAAGUUAGUAUAAGAUCACACCUCCGGUCUCAACAAAUAGAUCGUAACUAUAUUUGUACAUGAUUACUUAUCCAAGGAUCAAAAGAUUCU